Lynx canadensis (Canada lynx) is the source of this 2634-nucleotide messenger RNA. It is a transcript of the gene OXCT1, whose product is annotated as 3-oxoacid CoA-transferase 1. The record is from RefSeq and is a predicted model, not a curated record. Gene Ontology annotation, molecular function: succinyl-CoA:3-oxo-acid CoA-transferase activity. Gene Ontology annotation, biological process: ketone body catabolic process. Lineage: Eukaryota; Metazoa; Chordata; Mammalia; Carnivora; Felidae. Gene Ontology annotation, cellular component: mitochondrion.
GCUCCCUUCCCGUUGACGCAGCGACCAUCCGGCAGCGCUCCGACACAUUCACGCGCGCGCUGCAGCUCGCCGUCUCCUCCCAGCCCAGCCCCGAACAUGGCGGCUCUCAAACGCCUCUCCGCCUGGCCCUGGCUCUGCGCCUCCACCUGCCGCUCCGGCGGCGUCUGGUCCAAGGGAUGUGUUGGCUACUUUUCAACCAGUACAUAUCGCCAUACCAAAUUUUAUACAGAUCCAGUGGAAGCUGUAAAAGACAUCCCUGAUGGUGCAACGAUUCUGGUUGGUGGUUUUGGGUUAUGUGGGAUUCCAGAGAACCUUAUAGGAGCUUUACUAAAGACUGGAGUAAAAGGGCUGACUGCAGUCAGCAACAAUGCAGGGGUUGACAACUUUGGCUUGGGCCUUUUACUCCGAUCCAAGCAGAUAAAACGCAUGGUGUCUUCGUACGUUGGGGAAAAUGCAGAAUUUGAACGACAGUACUUGAGUGGUGAAUUAGAAGUAGAGCUGACACCUCAGGGCACGCUUGCGGAGCGGAUUCGUGCAGGUGGGGCUGGAGUUCCUGCAUUUUACACCAGCACCGGGUAUGGGACCCUGGUGCAACAAGGAGGGUCACCGAUCAAAUACAACAAGGAUGGCAGCAUUGCCAUUGCCAGUAAGCCAAGAGAGGUGAGGGAGUUUAAUGGCCAGCAUUUUAUUUUGGAGGAAGCAAUUACGGGAGAUUUUGCUUUGGUGAAAGCCUGGAAGGCAGACCAAGCAGGAAAUGUGAUUUUCAGGAAAAGUGCAAGGAAUUUCAACUUGCCGAUGUGCAAGGCGGCAGAAACCACAGUGGUGGAGGUUGAAGAAAUUGUGGAUAUUGGAUCAUUUGCCCCAGAAGACAUCCAUAUUCCUAAGAUUUAUGUACAUCGCCUUAUAAAGGGAGAAAAAUAUGAGAAAAGGAUUGAGCGUUUAUCAGUCCGGAAAGAGGAAGAUGUAAAAGCCAUCGGUAAACCUGGAGAUAAUGUAAGGGAACGUAUCAUCAAGCGGGCAGCUCUUGAAUUUGAAGAUGGCAUGUAUGCUAAUUUGGGCAUAGGAAUCCCGCUUCUGGCCAGCAACUUUAUCAGCCCAAAUAUCACAGUUCAUCUGCAAAGUGAAAAUGGAAUCCUGGGUUUGGGUCCAUAUCCGCUACAAAAUGAAGUUGAUGCAGAUCUAAUCAAUGCAGGCAAGGAAACAGUUACUGUUCCAGGAGCCUCUUACUUCUCCAGCGAUGAAUCAUUUGCAAUGAUUAGAGGGGGCCAUGUGAAUCUAACAAUGCUAGGAGCAAUGCAGGUUUCCAAAUAUGGUGACCUGGCUAACUGGAUGAUACCUGGGAAGAUGGUGAAAGGAAUGGGAGGGGCUAUGGAUCUCGUGUCCAGUGCUAAGACCAAAGUGGUGGUCACCAUGGAGCAUUCUGCAAAGGGAAAUACACAUAAAAUCAUGGAGAAAUGUACAUUGCCACUGACUGGAAAGCAGUGCGUCAACCGCAUCAUUACUGAAAAGGCUGUGUUUGACGUGGACAACAAGAAAGGACUGACUCUGAUUGAACUCUGGGAAGGCCUGACCGUGGAUGACAUCAAAAAGAGCACUGGGUGUGAUUUUGCAGUUUCACCAAAACUCAUGCCAAUGCAGCAGAUCACAACUUGAAAUGUGGAAUAGACAUUUCUCCCAGGUUGUGUGUUUCUCAUUUUAACCACAUAGGAUUUCAUUCAAAGGACAUCAGUAAUCAUAAUUGUAUAUCUAAGAAGCAGUUUUGACUAGUUUUCUUCCAGCAUUUUACACUGUAGCAGCCAUGUAGUCUUUAUUCUCUCUAGUGUGCUAUAAAGUUUUAAUGAAAGACAAAUAUAUAUAUAUAAUAUAAAUGAUUAUCUUACUUGUUUUAUGAUUGCUUUGAAGGCUUAUCUUUACAAUUGGUGCUCACAUUGGAUUUAUCUUUACCUUUUGUGAUAUGUACACAAAAUUGUACCAAGAUGGGCCCUUAGGAACACUUUCACUGAUGUGCUGUCCCUCCCAACUAAAUCAUGACGUAUAGAAAAAAAGAAUGAGGGAGAUAAAGAACUCCACCCAGAGUAUACCCAAGGCAGCAUUGCACUAGUGCUGAAUGAUAACAUCUGUGUGAAUUUUGAGUAGGAGAAAUGCUGUCUUAAUGAUUAUGUUUUUCUUUUGGCCUCCUCUGACUUUUCUUUUAGAGCCUCUGAUUUUGUGAUUGCAUCUUGUUUCCCUAAAGCAUCCCUUCUCCUCCCACACUUUCUACAACUAAAUCGAUGUUCAGUAAGGCAAACAGGAACAUCUCUGUGUGGGAGAAGUAACUGGUUCAUGGGAGAGACCAGAGUGUGUAGGGUCUGCUGGUGCUGACGUCUCACCAACAAGUUGCCUUUAUAAACCAAGCAACCAUUUGUGCUUUGCCAAAGACGAAGGUUUAUUAUGAGAAGAGGGCUAUAAACCUAACUGAUCUAGUCAGUUUUCUCAUUUUAAAAUAAUGCAGUAUUUCUGUGUAUCCAGAGGGAUCCUUAAGAGGCUUUCUCUAUGUGAUUGAGGUACAGUGGGCUACUCCUUCAAGACUUCCUUUUAAGCCACAAGGUGCUAUGGGAUAAUUUAUCAUGAAUCCUGUCACAGUGACAACAGAGU